Hyla sarda is the source of this 1893-nucleotide messenger RNA. Its product is annotated as carbonic anhydrase-related protein 10-like. The record is from RefSeq and is a predicted model, not a curated record. NCBI's taxonomy places the organism in Eukaryota, Metazoa, Chordata, Amphibia, Anura, Hylidae. The transcript is spliced from 9 exons. Gene Ontology annotation, molecular function: carbonate dehydratase activity; zinc ion binding. Bases 310 to 1302 code for a protein of 330 amino acids.
AAAAGAACGGAAGAAAAAAGGAGGAGCAAAAGAAAAUCAAACAAGAAGGUUUAUUCUAAGAGCCAAGGAAUUCUUCCUGGCAGAGUGAUGGUGAGGGGUGAUAGUUUAGGAUACAUGCACUAGGCAGCAGAAGAGUUUCUUUUUCGUCACCAGAUCCAAUAAACUAUAGCAAACAUAAGGAAAGGAGGGAUCCAGUUUCUCUCAUUCUUGGAAACUAGCAGUUUUAUUCCCCCCUCAACCUGUGUUCGUGUUGAUCGGGAUCUCGCUGUCUUCCAGCGUUCAGGAGAUGAAGGGAUAACCAGCAGCAGAAUGCCGGAAUUCAUUUGGAGAUCUGUGUUAAUCCUUCAGGCAAGCACUGCCAUAUACACUGCAGCACAAUUCACCCCUGCUAAGACGUAUGAAGAAUGGUGGGCAUAUAAAGAAGCAGUCCAGGGGAGCUUUGUGCCAGGUCCUGCAUUUUGGGGCCUGGUGAACUCCGCAUGGAAUUUAUGUACAAUCGGCAAGAGACAAUCUCCUAUCAAUAUUAACACCAGCCAAAUAAUCUUUGACCCAUUUUUGCCCCCACUCAGACUGAGCUUGGAAGAAAAGAAGAUCAGUGGAACAAUGCACAACACAGGAAGACAUGUGUCCUUCCGACUCGACAAGCAGCAUCAAGUUAAUAUUUCUGGCGGUCCUCUCUUAUAUAAUCAUCGACUUGAAGAGGUUAUGUUGCAUUUUGGCAGUGAGAACAGCAUUGGGUCAGAACAUCUCAUGAACAAAGAAGCUGCUGCUGGAGAGGUACAGCUGAUUCAUUAUAACCAGGAUUUGUACAGUAAUGUCAGCGAGGCAUCCCGCAACCCCAAUGGCCUGGCUAUAAUCUCUUUGUUCAUGAACGUGGCGGAUAACUCCAAUCCAUUUCUCAACAGGAUGUUGAACAGAGAAACCAUCACAAGGAUAUCUUUUAGAAAUGAAGCUAAUGUCAUCCAAGACCUCAGCAUUGAAGAGUUAUAUCCAGAGUCCUUUGGGUUUCUGACUUAUCAGGGGUCGAUGACCAUUCCUCCAUGUUAUGAGACAGUGACUUGGAUCAUAAUCGAUAGACCUUUAAAUAUAACCUCAAUGCAAAUGCACUCCCUUCGUCUUCUGAGUCAGAACCAACCAUCGCAGAUCUUUCAAAGUAUGAGUGACAACUUUCGCCCAGUGCAGCCACUUUUUCAUCGAGGUUUGAGAGGAAAUCUUGAUUUCAGCAAACCAGGAAGAAAAUGUAAAGGAGCAAACUAUAAACUUCAUGUGGACAUGGACAGUCUUUCGUCUUCCAAGAACUGACCAAUUUAGAUAACUUCUGCCCAUCUACAAAAAUUCCAAAACAACUUUUGUGUCACAAAGGAAAAAUUAAGGGGAGCAUUACUAUCUUAUUUUGUUUUCAACAGGAACUUUUUACAGCUUUAAAAAAAUAAAAAAAUUGAAAAAAUAAAUGCCAAAAGAGAAGCAGCCUCUAUACAGCAUGUACGGAAAAGGAUGAAUGAACUAUUUUCAAGAAGCUGAAGCUGAUAUCCAGCCUCUAAUCUCCAUUCAGCAUAGGACUUAAUAAAGUUGAAGAUAUCCUGCCUAUAAAUAAUUUUAAGAGGAAACAAUGUAAUUCCAAACACAAGUACUGAUAAAUUAUUCAACAUCUAGGAAAUGCACUGAAAUGAAUGCUUCCUGAAAAUGCUUGUGUGAAAGUACACACUGUGCAGAAUUGUACUGUUUUCUAAAAUGAACUUGCCUGUAAUAAUAUCCAGUCUGUGAUAUGACCAAAUGAAAAGCAUAUAGGAGAUCAGCAGGUGAGAAGAACAAUGUGGCAAAAAAGGAAAUUUACUCUUUAUAACUUUCUGAUGUUAUGAUGCUAAUAAUAAAAUGAAUUAACGUUCCCCAUUA